GCCUGGUUACCUCUCUUUUCUUGUCCAUCUUCAUUCUCUCAGCUAAACAUGCUUCGGCCUACUAAUCUCCUUCCCUUAUUUACCUUCAUAUUCUUGUCAUGCUGCAGUAUUAACGGCGUCGUUUCAGAUCCACAGACCAAUCUUCUCAAGACCCGGUGCAACCCAUACGACAGGUUCGUCGUCACCAACAUCUCCAUCUUCAGUGAAAACCUAAACGCAACGUUACAACACAUCAGAGAGCAGAUCAGCGUUCAAAACAAGUUCUUCGCCACGGCGGCAAAGGACGCCAAUGGAGAAAACCCAGUCUACACUCUCUUUCAAUGCAGAAACUAUCUCUCCAUCGCUGACUGCGUCGCAUGCUUCGAUGUCGCUGCUGGAGAAACCCGCAGCUGCACUGCCACCAUGGCCUCGGCUGCCCUGGUCGUCUACGACGGUUGCUUCAUGAGGUACAACUCCAAUGGUUUCUUUGACGAGGCGCCACAGCCUUCCAAUAUCGUGUCGUGCGGGAAUCAGACUACAGGAGAAGCCACUGCAUUUACAACAACAGUGAGACAAGUGCUAAUGAAUCUCCAAAAAGCAACACCUAGAAUCCCCCGUUUCUCUGCAGCCACGAAGAUUCAUGUCCCUAAUAAUAAGGGUGCAACUCUUUAUGCUUUUGCUCAAUGUGUCGAUACUGUCACAGUAAAGGAGUGCCUUGAUUGCUUGAAGGUUGAGUACAGCAGCGUGGAGAUUUGUCUUCCCAAUUCGGAUGGUACGGCUUUUGAUUAUGGUUGUUUCAUGAGAUACUCCACCACUUCCUUUUUUGCCGAUAACCAGACCAUUGACAUUACACCCUUGAUCAAACAAGGUUCAAGCAAUAAGGGGCCCACUAUUGGUGGAGUAGUUGGUGGUAUAGCUCUUGUUUUGGUACUCCUUGGAUUGUUUGCCUGGAUUAGACGACCUAAAAAGAAAGAGAGAAUUCCUAGAGAAGGCAUAAUUGGAGCAAGCAUGUUGAAAGGCCCAAUUACUUACAGUUAUAAUGAUUUGAUGUCUGCAACCAACAAUUAUAGUGAAGAAAAUAAACUAGGAGAGGGAGGAUUCGGGGCUGUAUACAAGGGCACUUUGAAGGAUGGAAAAGUUGUUGCUGUCAAGAAAUUGACCUUAAACCACUCAAAGAGGAUGGAGGAAGAUUUUGAAAGUGAAGUGAAGCUCAUCAGUAAUGUUCAUCAUCGAAAUCUUGUUCGACUUCUGGGAUGCUCUAGUAAAGGCCAUGAUAGAAUCCUUGUUUAUGAAUACAUGAAAAAUAGCAGCCUCGACAGGUUCUUGUUCGGUGAAAGGAGAGGUUUUCUCAACUGGAAACAACGAUAUGAUGUAAUUUUAGGAAUUGCAAGAGGUUUAACAUAUUUACAUGAAGAGUUUCAUGUUCGUAUUAUACACAGAGAUGUAAAGACUUACAACAUUCUCUUAGAUGAUGAUCUUCAGCCAAAAAUUGCAGAUUUCGGGUUGGCAAAGCUCUUACCUAAUGACAUAUCUCACCUUAGCACAAAAAUUGUUGGAACAUUGGGAUAUACAGCACCAGAGUAUGCAAUUUAUGGUCACUUAUCAGAAAAAGCUGAUAUUUAUAGUUAUGGUGUUGUCAUCUUAGAAAUCAUCAGUGGUCAAAAUUGCAAAGAAUUAGAGCUCAACGGUGAUGAUGAAGGCAUAUUCCUAAUUAAAAAGGCGUGGAAACUUUAUGAGAAAGAGAAGCACUUGGAGUUAGUGGACAAAGCCCUGGACCCUAAUGAAUAUGAUGCAGAAGAAGUGAAGAAAAUCAUAGAGAUCGGUUUGCUUUGCAUCCAAGCAUCUGCCGAUGUAAGGCCAACGAUGUCCGAAGUAGUUGCUUUGCUUCAAAACAUGGAUUUAUUAGAGAACUUGAGACCCACCAUGCCUAUCUUGAUUGAAAUUAAUUAGAGGGUUCAUGCAUUGGAGACUCCUCUACUUGUACUGGUUCCUAUAAUAUUUGAUGUUAUUGCCUUUACUAAUUUUAUACUAUCAGAAAAGAUAAUUGUGUGUAAAUAGAUCAGUGUUGAAAAUUUUAUGUGAAUUAAUUGUUAAAAAUAUUAA
Messenger RNA from Prosopis cineraria, 2082 nucleotides. Its product is annotated as cysteine-rich receptor-like protein kinase 2. The coding region runs from base 49 to 1929 and encodes 626 amino acids. Gene Ontology annotation, biological process: protein phosphorylation. Gene Ontology annotation, molecular function: protein kinase activity; ATP binding. NCBI's taxonomy places the organism in Eukaryota, Viridiplantae, Streptophyta, Magnoliopsida, Fabales, Fabaceae. The transcript is spliced from 8 exons. The record is from RefSeq and is a predicted model, not a curated record.